AAUAAACAGAUAUUUCAUAUUGAAGCUGUUGAGAUAUUUCCUCGUAAGAAAUGGUCUAUUUUCUGUGUAAACGAAUAUGAUAUCAACGAAAAUCUGGCAUCACUGAAGAGGAAGUAAAAACAAAACUUUAUCAUACUCGAGAAUUAUUCUCAUUUGUGAGCAGCGACAACUUUCAGGUUAUUGACGAUCAUCUUUCAAUCUCAUUCACUUGAGAUCUUUAUGUAUUCAACGUUUGGGAAUUGUGACAAAACUUGUAUGACAAGUAUAAGACAAGUAUGAUGGUGAGAGCUAUUACAUGGACGCAUUAAAGGCAAAUAUGACUCCCUCUUUGGUCUAUAUGGUGCUUCUCUCAGCCUAUGUCACAUAUUCGUUUGUACAGGCAGUUCAAUGGACACCUAUCAAUCUGGAACCAGGUCGUUCUACAUUCAUUCAGAGCCACUCUUCCUUUUCGCAGUAUACCUGGAACCCCUACAACAAUGAUCUCGACAUAGGCUGGUUGGUGACGGUUCCUCCUGCUUACCAAGUAAGACUUCAUUUCGUUUUCUUCUCCACCGAGCAGAAUAAAGACUUCGUUUACGUGAGAGAUGGAUGGACAUCGGACUAUUCCAGUUCUACACCACGGGUAUCUCUAACAGGGUAUGAUAUUCGUCCAGAUGACAUCACAUCAAGAGGAUCAUACCUCUGGGUUCAAUUCACCAGUGACAAUCAGUAUAAUUACAGAGGAUUCCGAGCUCAGCUGAUUACAAAGAUUCGACAUAUCAGUUUGCAGCCUUGGAAUCAUGCAUCCAUUCAGUCUCCUAAUUACCCGUUCUCCUACUACAACAAUAUCAACAUACGAUGGUUUGUGAGUGUACCUUCUUCAUAUCAAGUAAGAGUUAACUUCACCAGUUUCUCAACCGAGGAGAAUCAUGACUUUGUUUACGUGAGGGAUGGAUGGACAUCAGACUAUUCAAGAUCAACACAAGUGACAUCUCUAUCAGGAGAUUUGAAUCCAGAUGACAUCAUAUCAAGAGGGUCAUAUCUCUGGGUUCAGUUCACAAGUAAUCACGUAAUUAAUGCGACAGGAUUCGUAGCCCAACUUGCACCGAUUCGAAAUGUGCGUAUCAAUUUGCAGCCUUGGAAUCAUACAUCCAUUCAGUCACCUGAUUACUCCUACUCUAGAUCCUCUUACGACAGUAGUGUCAACAUACACUGGAUCGUGAGUAUUCCUUCACCAUAUCAAGUGAGAGUUAACUUCACCAGAUUCUCAACCGAGAAGAAUCAUGAAUUCGUUUACGUAAGAGAUGGAUGGACAUCAGACUAUUCAAAUUCAACAAGAGUGGCAUCUCUGUCAGGAGAUUUGAAUCCAGAUGACAUCAUAUCAAGAGGAUCGUAUCUUUGGGUUACUUUCACCAGUGAUGACUGGGUUACUAGUACGGGAUUCGAAGCACAGCUUACACCAUUCCGAAGUGAGUGUGAAAUAAUUCACAAAAACAAACAUACAAACAAAAAAGCAAGUGGAACGCCUCUGGCAGUCUCGCCCAGUGGCGUAAUGAGCUGAAAAUGCAUGUAGAGGGUCCAGGUAUGGGUGUAUUUCGCAAAAUUUAUACAAAAAAAUAUGCUAGUGAGGAAAUCGAGCGUGCACAAAUGUCAACAUUUUUACAACAAACAUCUGAAUUUGUAAUGAUUUAUUAUUAUUAUCAUUUAUUUAGGCAUAAUGAAAUACAUUUCGCAUUUCGACUGCUCACAGGUAUCAGUUUGCAGCCUUGGAAUCAUGCAUCUAUUCAGUCUCCUAAUUACCAGUUUUACUACUUCAACAAUAUCAACAUACGAUGGUUUGUGAGUGUACCUUCUUCAUAUCAAGUAAGAGUUAACUUCACCAGUUUCUCAACCGAGGAGAAUUAUGACUUUGUUUACGUGAGUGAUGGAUGGACAUCAGACUACUCAAACUCAACAAGAGUGGCAUCUCUCUCUGGAUAUUUGAGUCCAGACGAUGUCAUAUCAAGAGGAUCAUAUCUUUGGAUUGAAUUUACCAGUGACGAUUUGAAUCGUUAUUAUACAGGAUUCCAAGCCCGACUUACACCAUUUCGAACUAUUAGUUUGCAAUUUUGGAAUGUUACAUCCAUUCAGUCCCCUAAUUACCCUCGCUUCUACUACAACAAUAUCAACAUACGAUGGUUCGUGAGUGUUCCUCCUGCAUAUCAAGUAAGACUUAACUUCACCCAAUUCUCAACCGAUAAGGAUCAUGACUUCGUUAACGUGCGGGAUGGAUGGACAUCGAACUAUACGAGUUCAACACAACUCGCAUCUCUAUCUGGAUAUUCGACACCAGAUGACAUCAUAUCUAAUGGGUCACAUAUCUGGGUUCAGUUUACAAGUGAUGAGCAGAUUCGUCGUGCAGGAUUCAGAGCGAACCUGAUUUCUGAAUUACGUGCUAUCAGUUUGCAGCCUUGGAAUGUUACAUCCAUUCAGUCUCCUAAUACGCAUCAUUACCCGUAUUUCUACUACAACAAUACCAACAUACGCUGGUUUGUAAGUGUUCCUCCUGUAUACCGAGUACGACUUAACUUCACCCGAUUCUCAACCCAGAAGGAUAAUGACUUUGUUAUCGUGCGGGAUGGAUGGACAUCGAACUAUUCAAACUCAACAAGAGUGGCAUCUCUGUCAGGAGAUUUGAAUCCAGAUGACAUCAUAUCAAGAGGAUCGUAUCUUUGGGUUACUUUCACCAGUGAUGACUGGGCUACUAGUACGGGAUUCGAAGCACAACUUACACCAUUCCGAAAUAUCAGUUUGCAGCCUUGGAAUCAUGCAUCCAUUCAGUCUCCUAAUUACCCGUACUCAUACUACAACAAUAUCAACAUAAGAUGGUUUGUGAGUGUACCUUCUUCAUAUCAAGUACGAGUUAACUUCACCAGUUUCUCAACCGAGGAGAAUCAUGACUUUGUUUACGUGAGGGAUGGAUGGACAUCAGACUACUCAAACUCAACAAGAGUGGCAUCUCUAUCUGGAUAUUUGAGUCCAGAUGACGUCAUAUCAAGAGGAUCAUAUCUUUGGAUUGACUUUACCAGUGACGAUGGGAAUCGUUAUAAUACAGGAUUCCAAGCCCGAUUGACACCAUUUCGAACUAUCAGUUUACAGCCUUGGAAUGUUACAUCCAUUCAGUCUCCUAAUAGGCAUCAUUACCCGUAUUUCUACUACAACAAUAUCAACAUACGAUGGUUCGUGAGUGUUCCUCCUGCAUAUCAAGUAAGACUUAACUUCACCCAAUUCUCAACCGAUAAGGAUCAUGACUUCGUUUACGUGAGGGAUGGAUGGACAUCGAACUAUACGAGUUCAACACAACUUGCAUCUCUAUCUGGAUAUUCGAGACCAGAUGACAUCAUAUCUAAUGGGUCAUAUAUCUGGGUUCAGUUUACAAGUGAUGAACAGAAUAGUCGUGCAGGAUUCAGAGCUAACCUGAUUUUUGAAUUACGUUCUAUUCAUUUGAAAGUCGGGAAAGUAGCUGUGAUACAGUCUCCUAAUCACCCACACCUGUAUUACAACGAUCUUAACAUACGCUGGUUUGUGAGUGUCCCUCCUGCAUAUCAAGUAAGGCUUCAUUUCAACAACUUCUCAACGGAAGUGGAUCGUGACUUCGUGAUCGUGAAUGAUGGAUGGACAUCGAACUACACAAGCUCAGCUCUAAGGGGGCGUUUAAGUGGAAGUAUCAAUCGGGGUGAUAUCGUAUCGAAUGGAUCCCAUCUCUGGGUUCAAUUCACCACUACUGACCGAGGGAGAUCGGAAGGAUUCAGAGCACUCCUGACGACCGAGUUACGAUCUAUCCACUUGCAGUAUGGGGAAAGCGGAUCGAUCGAGUCUCCAAAUUAUCCUAACAAUUACUACAACAAUCUCAAUGUAACAUGGCUUGUUAUUGUGCCCCCUGCAUAUCAAAUGAGGCUUCAUUUUGUCAGCUUCUCAACGGAAAAAGGUCCUGACUUUGUAACCGUGAAUGAUGGAUGGACAUCGGACUAUUCGAGCUCAACCGAAAGAAGGAAUCUGUCUGGAAGUAUUGAUCCAGGUGAUAUCGUAUCGAAUGGAUCCUAUUUCUGGGUCCAAUUCACCACUAAUAAUCAGGGGAGAUCGGAAGGAUUUAGGGCACUUUUGACGACCGAGUUGCGAUCUCUCCACUUGAAGGAUGGGAAGAGUAGAACAAUUGAGUCUCCUAAUUAUCCAAACCAUUAUUACAACAAUCUCAAUGUAACAUGGCUCGUCAAUGUUCCUCCUGCAUACAAAGUUAGACUUCACUUCAGCUCCUUCGAAACCGAGUUGAAUAAAGACUUCGUUAAGGUGAGAGAUGGAUGGACAUCAGACUAUUCAAGCUCAACACAACUGGCAUCUUUAUCAGGAGAUUCGAGUCCAGAUGACAUCAUAUCAAGAGGAUCAUAUCUCUGGGUUUAUUUCACCAGUGAUGGUGAACGCAACUUUUCUGGAUUCACUGUCAACAUUACGACUGAAUUACGAAGUAUACAGUUGAACACCACUGGUGAGGCAGUAGUCACAUCACCAGACUCCCCUGUUAAUGGCGACUAUAUUAUCAAUGUGACAUGGUUUGUUGUUGCUUCUCCACCGUACCGUGUUGGGAUUAAUUUUAGCGAUUUCUCCAGAUUGGAGAACGGAGACCUGGUAACUCUACGCGAAGGAUGGACGUCAAAUUAUUCACGUUCAACGCUGAGGGGGUCUUUAUCUGCAUCAUCUAUCUCCACUGACAUGACAUCUAUAGGGUCGUAUCUUUGGAUCCAAUUUACAACCCUGCCCCAAAACAAGAUCACAGGAUUCCGUGCAUCGCUCUUUGCCGUGAUACCCAUCAUUUCUGUAGAUGCCGCAAAAGCAGUAUCCCUGCAGUCACCAAAUUACCCAGCGCAGUACCCCAACAACAUCGACCUAAUGUGGCAAGUGAUCGCUCCGGAAAACCAUCAAGUUUCUAUGCAUUUCGUUGAUUUUCAGCUUGAGCCUUCUAAAGACUUCCUUCAUCUAUUUCAGGGCCAAUCGUCUGAAUUUGAGAUGUCUGAGCUAGUAACGCCUAAUAUUUCCCGAUCAGAUCUACCAGAAAACAUCAAACCUAUUGGAGCUUAUCUCUGGAUUCGAUUUACAAGUGAUGAGGCAUCGCGGGGAAUUUACAGAGGAUUUAAGAUUUCGUUGAUUGCCAAAUCAAUACCUGAACGCUUGACAUCGGAUACCGGUAAUAAUGCGACGACAAUAUUAUCAGUGUUGGUGACACUCCUUCUGUCCAUAAUCGUCAUCUCAAUAUAUAUCAUAUGGAAGAAAAGGCUAGCAGCUAGGAAAUCCUCUACCCAGCCCCGGACAUCUCAUGAAGAACACAAUGACAGGGGAAACGUCCAAGAAUCAAGACCCGUGAAUCGGCAACCUCUUACUCCGGAUCUCCUGGCAAGCCACCAACCUUUACCGUCUAAUGCAUACAUGACACCCGAAACCAUCCUCCCCACACAUGACCUUGUAAGCAACGAGUACCAGGAAUAUGGAGGGCGGAACCAUCCUGAUUAUGGAAUGCCUGCAUCGGGGAACAUGGAUUCCCGUGACACUGACGUUUAUCACCCACAUUCACCACCACACUAUUCUCGCGCCAUGAAACAAGCUGAGGUGAGCGGAAACGACGAGUACCAUGAAUACGGUGAAAUAGACGAAGCGAUGCCAUAUCGGGAUGGGGGCAUACCAUCGAAUGCAAGUUAUUGCAACAACCCCUAUACUUCUUCCGAUGAUGUCACAUACUUCACCUUUGAAUCACCAGUUGCAGAAGCCGAUGAUAAUAGUUCGGACCACCAGGGAAUCGAGGAAACAAGUUUCAACGAAGCUAGCGUUGCCGAAUCCAAUUCUACUGAAUUGAAGGUGAGUGGUCGACCACUGCGAUUCCAAAUGAGAUCAUCGAAGGCAAUGAAUGACAAAUCAGAAGCAAGAGGACUUGGUAAGGAGUCGUUCAAUCAUUAUCAAAACGCAGAGCUCGCCGCUAAUUUCGACACCAAAGUCCAAAACCUUCGAAGGAACAGUCAGACCAACGACAUGAACGAGGUGCGAGGUGCUGAUGAAACUGAGACUGGAAAUGCGAAACUCCACGAUGAGAAGGAAUACGAUUCUUUGAACUAUAGGCAACCUUCAUACUCCAAAUCGAGGGUCUGUAGCAAACCUAUCCAAGAGUCAUAUGAGCAAACGGAGGGAGUGGCUGAGAAAAAUGUUUACGGUGUUUUAGAGCUACCGAAAUCCUCACAUGUGGUUGACAAGGGAAAAGACAUUCUGCAUAACGACAACGUCUAUGGCACCUUAACUACAACUGGAUCAGACGUGGACUGUCAGAAACCAGAAGGGGGAAUAACGACUAAGCCUUCUGUGCACAUGGCUUUUUCUGAAGAUAAAAGUCGAAAGAACAGGAAAACUAAAUCGAAAAGUGAUCACCAGGCGUUUGGGAACACGGGCAGAGUUUCAUCAACCAUUACCGGCAAUGGACAACGUGGCAACAAGGGUUAUGACGGACGUGCUAGCUCAAAUGUUUUGACGAAGCCGAAUAAAUCGUUGAAACCCCCAAGAAAGCUUGGUAAAGAAGGCACAACUCAUGGAAAUAUGAAGAAGGUUCAUACUGAUAAACAAGAUGAAGAUAAAUCGAUUCCACAGAUACACAAGACAGAAGGGCUUUAUGAAAACGGUUCGUUUCAUGAAGAGCACCCGGUUUAUCAAAAUUCUGUUUGCUCCGAGGCUAAAGACUCUCAUAUAGAUCAUGUGAGUGUUAACGAAGAUGCCUAUGCCGUAGUGGGCCCACGUGAUAAAAAAAUGCUGGAUGCUGAGAACUAUGAUUCGGUAUACUCCAACUUAAAUUAUUAAUUUACCGUUUAUCCCACUAUCAAACGAGCAAAGUAACUGUGACAAUACUCGGCAUCUGCGAAGCAUCUCGAUCUAAAGAUAGUCCAUUCAUCUUUAAAGAACUGUAAUAAUGCGUUAUUUCCUGGUGAGGACAGAACUAUUGCAUACACACACACACACACACACACCCGCACGCACCCCCUCACACACACUCACACACACCCUUACCUCACACAAAUAUAUAUAUAUAUAUCAGUAAUGCAAUUUUGCAAUGCCAACAAGUUCUUUUAUUCACUUUCCAAAUUUUCGGUAGUCAUCUACCUUCUUCGGGGAAGAUUCGUGAAUUAAGAUACACAAAUAUAUGUGCACUGGGUGAUAGAUAGCAAAUUGAAAGAGUAAACUUGCAAAGAAAUGUAUAUAAAAUGGAGGAGUGUCCAGUGAAGUGCGUUUUUCUGCCUGUAUUUAUUUUUAAAUCUGGUGUAUGCAGCGUUUUGUACCAAAGCUAGGACAUGGAUGAAAUACGCUAUGUACUUGCAUUCAAUUGGAUUGGAUAUAAUAGGAAUAUCGGUCAAUGUGGUCAAUGAAUGGUAAAACAAUAUCUACGUUGCUCUAUCAGUAAUAUCACCAGUAAUAACACUAUUAUGUAAGAAAAAAAUAUAUAACUAGGCAACUAACAAAACUGAAUAGUUUCAAUAUCCAAGAAGGAAUUUUUACGAAUUUUAUGCAGUAUAGGUUUGUGAUUGUAUUCUACAAACAUGACAAAGGGGUCGCGUAACGGCAUGGGACCCGUUUUAUUUUAUGCGUUUUAUCUAUGAAAAAAAAACUUUCACUGUAAAAGCAUCUACAAUUUCAUGAAUGACUGAAAUCACUAAUUAGUGUUAAUGACAGUCUUAACUUUAUGUAUUUUAUUAAUAAUUUUGUAUUUUAUUUUAUACAUUUUAUCUAUGAAAACACAAUAUUUCAGUGUAAAAGCAUCUAUCUUUUCAUAUAUUACUGUAAUCACUAAUUAAUG
Messenger RNA from Lytechinus pictus (painted urchin), 7837 nucleotides. Its product is annotated as cubilin-like. The transcript is spliced from 15 exons. NCBI's taxonomy places the organism in Eukaryota, Metazoa, Echinodermata, Echinoidea, Temnopleuroida, Toxopneustidae. The record is from RefSeq and is a predicted model, not a curated record. Bases 1543 to 6846 code for a protein of 1767 amino acids.